AUGCACAAGAUACAAAAGUUGCUUGAAGGUAACGCACAGAAACGAAAAAUCAGUUCGGUACCGUUGACCGAUGAAGAACAUCAAGCGAUAUGUACACAAUGUGAUGAAGAUACACCCACAGCACUCCAAAAGAAAUUUUCCCAUAUCGCAGCGGUAGAGCUUGCUUGGAGAGGAUGUGAAGCUGCAAAUUGUUUGUUAGAAUAUUUUAAAGAAUUAGAUAUAAGCGAGCACCUACCGGUAGAAUCGAAUAUAAUACAGUGUUUUCAAAGACUUGCCAAGGAGGUGGUCAGCGAUGUGCGAACAGCAAAUAAUUGA
This is a messenger RNA of Psylliodes chrysocephalus, 315 nucleotides long. The record is from the annotation of a GenBank genome assembly. Lineage: Eukaryota; Metazoa; Arthropoda; Insecta; Coleoptera; Chrysomelidae.